GUCACGGAUCCCCUAGCGGACUAUCGAGCAGACGGCCAAUCCUUGCUAGAGUACCCACUCUCUCGCCCUUCGUCAGUCUGCGACGACUCUGCGCGACCAUCCUGCCUCUAACGGCAAUGCCCUUGACGACUCCAUUUCUGCCUUUGACUGUCUCCGCCGCCUCGCUUUCUUCCUCUGAUUCCUCACACACCGGCGAGCAGCCUGACUCCUGCCCUGACAGCGACGAGCCCCAGCUGCGAUUUGACCUUGAAGCCCUGUCUGCCGUAUCUGAAGCCGUAGCAACAAGCAGGCCCGCGUCCUCCACCGCUCCUCCCGCGCCCGUCGCCCGCAGCAGCAGCCGGCGCCUCACCUUCACUCGCUUCCCUCUCUUGCGAAAGGGCAGCCGCGAGCUCACCAGGGCCACCUCCGCCCACUUCAGAGGCAGCAGCAUCUCGGCCGCCGCCCCGCCUUCCCGCGCCGACUCGCUCUUCCUCUCGACAGGCGCUUCCCGGGCCUCCAGGACUUCGUUUGCGCGUGGCCGCACCGAGCAACCCACUCUCGAUCUCUCGAGUGCACGCGAGCCGUCCGCUCACGCCAGCCUCCGCUCCGGCAGCAUUGGAGGAGAAAAUCCAGGAAACACCCACGACGCUACGAGUCUGCAGCAAGCAGCGCGGUCAGGCAAGAUGCAUCAGACCAGCUCGAGACUGCUGCGUAUGACUGACGAUGAGCGGCCGUACACGAGGGACUUCAAGGACCUCUUCUCGACCCUCAUGGUGUCCCUCCCACUCACCCCCCAUCGUGUCCGCUUCAGGAUGAUCGACUUCACAUUCACCUCCGACGAGGCCAUCACCAAUCUCGGCUCCCUCAAGUUCUCUCAGUCAAACCGCAUGCCUGACCCCAAGGACUCAUCACGUGUCGUCACAACCACCACCACUACCACCUUCUCAAUGGCGAAAGAGAUGGCCCGCUCUGUCUGCCAAAAGUUCCUCGAAGCCAAGUUUGUCGAGUCAGUCGAAGGCAAGACCGAUUUCACAAACAAGAGUUCCGUCUGGCAAUUAACACCCAAGGGUAUCCACAUCCUGGAGCGCUUCUGCACCCGCAAUGGCAUCCAGUCUGCCCAUGUCAAGGCCGUGAUUGAGUCUAACCGCAACCCUCACCUUCUUGUCAUCCUUGAGCGCAACACAGAAAACGACAAGCUGCACCACGACGAGCAGACCGUCGAGAUCCUCUUCCGCCGAUUCAUUGGUACCACCGCAAACGAGAUACAGUCAGAUUCUGAUUCAAUACAUGAGUUCUCCAAGUGCGAUGUUGGCGUUAAGCUCGUCAAGCAUCGACCUACCACCAGCCGUCAGUACGAGUACACCUUCAACGGCCGCAACGCUGCACAAUGGUUAAUGGACUGCACCACAAUGGUUGACCCCCGAGAAUCGAUAGAGAUCGGAUCUCUCUUCUUACAGCUUAAGCUGAUUGCACCUGUCGACCCUCGCGUCCCUGAGCACACCUUUCAGCCUGUUAAGCAGGUCCACUACUACGUUACUCCACACGGUGAGCGUGUAGCAGGAUGGAGUCUUGAGGAAAUUCCAUCAAGUGGAGAGGCCAUUGCUACAAAGACUCGCGAUGGCAUGGCGCGUGACUCGAACAGCAACCGAACAAACGUCAUCAUCCGCAACCCUUCAUGGCGCCUUCUCUACCGUGAGUUUCUUAAGGAGACCAUGUGUGAGGAAAACUUGUCCUUCUACCUCGAGGUCCAGGAGUUUAAUAGGCAAUACCGUGCUGCUAUCAGCGACAAGGGCGACAACAAGGUCGAAACCAUCCGUGAGACACUCGCUGCCGCUUACGGUCUCUACAAUGCCUUCUUGGCACCCGGGUCACCCAACGAGCUCAACAUCGAUCACGGUCUUCGCACACAACUUGCCACUCGGAUGACACGUGCUGUUGGCGAUGACGCUGCUAUGUUGCAGAGCCUUAAUGAAGUUGCAACACUGUUCGACAAGGCACAGAACUCGAUCUUCAAGCUCAUGUCUAGCGACUCUGUACCAAAGUUCGUCAAGCACCCGAAGUACGCCCCUCAGCUACGUGGCCUCGAUGCCGCAGCUGCCUCCUCAUACGCCGCUCUCCCCGCCGUUUCUCGAUGAAAGACCGCAAUGUCUCUAUCGAACUUCUUUCACCACUUGACGAUUUGCUUCACCAUCUUGGACGUGUUCCUCGGACCGAUGCAUUAUUCCCCAUCUUUCUUGGUGCAUUCUCAUAGACUUCUGGCGUUUCCGGAUUGGACAAAAACAUCAGCAUUUG
Molecule: messenger RNA, 2271 nt
Organism: Macroventuria anomochaeta
Lineage: Eukaryota; Fungi; Ascomycota; Dothideomycetes; Pleosporales; Didymellaceae
Product: RGS-domain-containing protein
Exons: 3
Coding region: 117-2114 (665 amino acids)
Biological process (GO): intracellular signal transduction
Source: RefSeq, a predicted model, not a curated record